Messenger RNA from Amoebophrya sp. A25, 4673 nucleotides. NCBI's taxonomy places the organism in Eukaryota, Dinophyceae, Syndiniales, Amoebophryaceae. The record is from the annotation of a GenBank genome assembly.
AUGGCGACUUCAUUAAGUGACGGGGACUCUCAAGUCGAAAAUAUAGUGGCAUGCGCUACGGAUCAUGUAAAUCUGCUGCUCCAGUUGAAGGCAGGCACACUGGAAUCGCUUGCUCGAGAGGUAGAUACUCUGGCAAAGGCCACAUCCGAAGGUGCUCGAGUGAAAGCAGAGACGCUGUUGCGACGGUAUUACACGAUUCUGAAGAAUUUUCAAAAUUAUGUUCUCCUUUUUAUCCACGUUCCUUCUCGUUCAUUUAGUUGUAGCUGGUGACACAAAGUUGAGACUGAAAAAAGCAAUUUCAUCUUGCAUUGAUUUAUUCUUCUUUAUCCGACAUUGAUUCACAGGCUUCGCAAGUUAGCUCGUUUUGCCCCUACCCAAGAGCUGCGUGACCGCUGUCUUGGUUUUUGUUCGCAAUUACACCCUUCUGAACCGUCGCAAAGCAGCUGUGGGAGCGGUACUAUAGGCGGAGAUCGUCUACUCGAGCCCUGGGGUGGAUUCAAGGAACAACAGCGAAAACAGAUAUCUUCGAUAUGCAGUUUCGAUGCAGCGGAGGAAAGAGAUCGACCCGCGCUGGAUUUCGAGAUCCUUGAAAGCUGGUCUAAGUUUUUCGUACAGAAUGCCGGCAAUCUCACCUCGUUACACUGGGCCAUGUCGAUUCAUCACGGUUUUUUAAACCGCUUUUACGACUCAAUGGGCGCUUUGUUCUUCGAGGAGGGACCACUGCCGAAGCCAUGGCGGCACUUUCUGGCCAUGCUAGCAGCGGCGCAGCACCGCUGUGAAUACCUCGUGCGACACUCGUUGGAGAUGUUUUUGCUUGCCGGCGGCGACCGGUACUGGAUUCUCACUCCGAGCGAGACGGUGCCUGCUAAGUUGCUACGUAUCGCGAAGCUGAACGAGCUAAUGGCGCACCAACCUUGGUCAGUAGAUGAAAAUGUGCUACGAGAGAUGCUUUCGCCUGCAACGUCAGCGGAACUUCGUUGGAGUGUGCCAGAGUUGCUCGCAGCACUUUCAAUUUUGUCGACCUACCACGCAUUGAGCAGUCUCGUCUUUGCUCUCGCGCUCCAGCUCGAAGACCCCAGGGUGCUGUCUUCAUCGGGUUCCCCCCCAGGCACGGUUGGUGGUGAUGGUUCAUCAGGAGCAGCUGCAGCAGAAGCGAGUUCUCCAGAACAGCAGCAACAAGAGCCACCCUGGCUCGCUGAAGCAAGCAACAUUUACACAGAGCUGCUCAGCAGCGAUCCAUCGUUGUUCUCGCCGACGCCGCAUGCCGCGCACCGCUCCCCAGCUGCCUCCUCCGAUGCGCUGGUCGGAGAAGGCGUCGAUGACGAUGAUGACGCCCGUCUUACAUGUCGCAGCUUCGCGACCGUGCGCUCAGAGCAGAGCUCGAGUCAAGUAGACGAGGCAGAGUCCACCGCUACCGGCUACACGGAAGCGCCUAGUUCUGUGGACAGCUCUAACCUGGUUAACCUUAACGCCCUCGAUGGCAACCCUUCUCUCGGCGACAAAGUUCUUGGAGACAACUCGGCCACUACCUCCAUCUCAUUGUCAACACCAGCGCUGAGUAAAGACGGCACAGCGGAGCCCUCGACGAAGCCUGAAGCGGACACCUCUAGUGCGGACAUGGCAAAGAGAUUACAACACCCGAUACUCGACCCAAGUAGAUUGCCGGCUUGUUUCCAGAGAAAUCUGGGCGUGAAUUGGACCCACUUCAUUUCCAAGCAAGAGGAGCAGGAAGUGCUAAACCCGAUUAAAAGUGAGAAGGAUUGGGGAGAGUUGGGGAAACUGACAGACAAUUCGCUGACCGAUGCGGAGAAAAAGGCGCUGCAAGGUGUGAUGGCCACGAAGCCCGAAGUAACUAGUCCACUUUGCGACUACCUGCGGGCCCGCUGUUGCGGCAGUGCUGUGGGCUCAAUCAAAUACGUGGAUUUUUUAUGGCCAUGCUGUUUAUUGACCUAGUAGCAUCACACAGAUCUAUUACAGAGUACCAGUUUAUAGCACGCAUAGUGCAUCAAGUGCAUUGAGUAGCAUGGAUCUACGACAUCUUCCUUCAAAAUCUUCGUGCUGGUUUUCGUGUUUCUGCUUCGAAGAAAUAGCAAUAAAUCUAGGGCGGAUCAAAGGGGUUACUGCUUAUGAAUGUAUUGUAAUGUGCGGGUAUUGGACUGUUGGCAUCUAACCUUUGGUUCAAAAUCUGCAGCUGCAGCCUCCCAAACUAGUUGGGCAGACCAUGCUUUUCCGCUGUUAGCACAAUUUUGUCCCGAAAUUGCCGACGCUAUUCAUGAGGAAUUUGAAUUCGCUAACGCCUACACGGAUCGGAGUGUUGGAGGUAAUUAAGUACAUAUUAUGUAUGAGUCAUAUUUGAGUUGACACACUUAGUCCUAGUACGAGAGUCACUAUUUUAAAAACGAUGUUGAGAAGAUGCUGAUACUGACGUAGCUUUUUUUGUUGAUGAAUCUAGCCUGCAGCUCUACAAAUUUCGUCUUACCCCGCCAGGUCAAGCCGUCGAGUCAACCUUACCGCAACGGAGGGCCCUGUCUGCCUACGUCUUCCGAAUCUAUGGUCUGGACGUGGACGACUUCAAUUACACAAGGUAGUUUAUUCUAUCACACUAGUGGAGCCACUUCCUCGGCAAAUUUUCUGUGUCGCACUAGUUGGGAGCUAAACGACUUAUUUCUAUUGUCGAUAGAAAUGCGGCUCAUCAAGCAUGAGCCGCUAACUAAACAUCCCCCUAUGCACCGCUUUACAAUUCACCGCCACAGGUUAAACUUUUAUUUGACGCUGCUUCAUAAAGUGUAUUUGAAGAAGCUGGUCUGCUUUCCGGAAAUGUUGACCCGAGAAGACUACGAGCGGCUGCGUGCAUUUUGCGGUUACAGCUUGCACGAUAUGAUUCAGUACACGCACAUUGCUACGCAGGUCCGAAGAGUGAUGGAAUUACAAUACGUCAUGGCUGCGUUCCAGAAAUACCAAGGCGGCAAUGCAUCGGAUUCCGGCACGCCGUAGAGGGAUGCGUUAUCACUAUAGUUCACGGCAGCUCACGUCGCCAGAUUCAUCUUGCUUAGCAGCUACAACAUUUAGGGUGACUCGUACUUUUUACGACACUUGAGACGAUGUCGUUGGGAGAGUGUGGCAAGAAACAAGGCGUUUUGGCAUCUCGGCUGCAGCUUUUGAAACAGACCUGAUUUUCUUGUGCCUCGGUCGUGGUUCUGGAUAGAUCAAGCAGAGUGCUCAACAUCGUGCUCCACAAGAAUGAAUAUCAAUUAUCCAGUGAAGAACAGAAGUACGCGUCCUCUCUUAGUCCGUAUCUCUCUUAUGUAUAAAUAUCUAUCGUUUACUGCUCUUGUGUACGUGUAGUUAAGGAACACAACAAUUUUGCAACGAACAGCAAGAACCGAAAAAAUGUACUUAUGUACAACCAUCUAAAAAGUUGAACAUCAUCAUGAUAUUUAGAGCAAUUGACAAUCCCAAUCCAAAUCCAAUGUCUACUUCGAUUGAUCGUGAUAUGAUACUUAUAGUAUCUAGUGGUCGUCCAGAAAGGCGUUAGGAGAGACAGAUACAUGAUAAUAUCUAGUCGUGCCUAUAGGCUAAAGCGGCGGGUUUUGGAUUUGCAGCUUGGAUUGCUGGAAUCUAGACCAGAUGAUUGUGCCACCGCGUUGAAGUGUAGAAAAAACAUGGAAACGAAUUAGUCUGUAUUAAAGGGAAAAGGAGGUAAACUUGGAGCAUUAGGCUCGAACAAGCGCACCAUCGUAGUUUCAGCUCCUGACUCUUCGAUCAGUAAUCUUUCAGAAUAUAUAGCAUUUCCCUAACUAGUAAAACUACGCAUAGAUACGUAAUAAUUUGUUGGUCUUCUUUUGUUCCUCGAUGUCUGCGCCCCACGUACGAAUACUCCACUCUCAGCCUCAUGCUCUUCGCUUCUCGCAUUUGUUUAGGUGCGAUUCUGGUGGAGAUCAUGAAACACUAGUAUGCACAUCUAGCCAACAGCCACUCUCGUCCUACGACUUAUACCAUUUUAUUCGAUACCACGAGAAGGACCACUAUCUUCAUGUUUCACAACACAAAUUUACCACACUAGCUGCUAUAUCAAAAUGCUUGCCAUCAACUCGCUUUGAUUGGUUGUACUUAAAUGUAUCGAAGUCAUGACUCCAUAUGAAGAUUCCAUAGCAAAAAGAGCUCCGAUGUUGUUUGGUAUUUGAGUUUCGUUUGAACUUAUAUAUUCACAUGUUUUCGUUUCUCUAACGCGGAAAUCGAAAUCGCUGACGUCCUUUGUUUUCCUGGUUCUAGUUUCUCCGUAUUUUCGGUUCCGGCUUGCUUACUAGUUAGAGUCUCUGGUCGGAGGUCAGUAGUUAGAGCACUUCUUUUAGUUAGAAGAGUCUCUUUCUCAGGCGCACCUCGUCAUGAGUUCGAAUACUUCAUCUUACGUCGUACUUUAAUUAUUUCCUCAACAAAGAACAAGAACAAUCUGACAAAAAACAUGGGGUCGAUUGGGAUUUCGCUUUGAACUAUCACGUUUCUCUUAUUUUCCAGUGUUUCGUAGUGCGAAAGGAUUCUCUAAUUGGUUGCAGCUAUGCAUGAGAUAAGAAUGAAGAAUUAAACAUGUAUCCGCGAGGACACCUCUCGAUCCUCUAUCUCUAAGGAGGCCAAUAUUCUGGUGAUGUGGCGCAGUUGGUGCCAUCAAACUUUUC